Molecule: messenger RNA, 2184 nt
Organism: Thamnophis elegans (Western terrestrial garter snake)
Lineage: Eukaryota; Metazoa; Chordata; Lepidosauria; Squamata; Natricidae
Product: vomeronasal type-2 receptor 26-like
Exons: 5
Coding region: 1-2184 (727 amino acids)
Biological process (GO): G protein-coupled receptor signaling pathway
Cellular component (GO): membrane
Molecular function (GO): G protein-coupled receptor activity
Source: RefSeq, a predicted model, not a curated record
AUGGCAAGAUGGACUAACCUGGCUUCAAUGGAGCUUCUCUCAACCCAGGGAAGAUUCAUGCCCAACUAUAAGUGUGAUGUCAAGGACUGGGUGGUUUCUGUUAUUGUAGGACCUAACUCUUCCAUCUUUCCCUUCAUGGCAAAUAUCUUGAAUGUCUACAAAAUGCCUCAGCUCAUUUAUGGAUCUUCUCCAGCCAAAGAUGGCAGGAGACAUGUUUUCUAUCAUCAAUUUUUCCCAAAUAGUGAUCAAGAGAUUACAGGUCUUAUCCAGCUACUUUUGUUUUUAAGGUGGACAUGGAUUGGACUGAUUUUCCAACAUGAAAAAAAUGGUGAGCAGUUAAUAGAAAAUGUUGUUACUUUGUUUUCCAAAAAAGGUAUCUGCUUUGACUUCAUGGAAGAGAUGGUCCAGCCAACAUUUACCAAUUAUGUUGAAAGUAUACUUAAUGAUUUCCGUAAACUAUACAUCAUUAUCAUGAAGAGCAUUGCCAACGUGAUUGUCCUAUAUUGUGAAAACCACUACACUAUCACUGUUACACUGUUACCCUAUUUUGAAGAAAUGAUAGACAUACCAGUCAAGAGAAAAGAUAAAGUUUGGAUAAUGCCAGCUCAAAUGGAGUUUACAUCACUUUCCCUUCUCAAAAUGUUGAAUAUGGAUGCUUUCCACGGUGCUAUAACUUUUGAAGUUUCUUCCAAGGAGAUCCCUGGAUUCAAUAAAUUUCUUCAGAUGAUAAAGCCAACUUCAGUAGAGGGAGACAAUUUACUGAGAGUGUUUUGGGAACAGGUUUUUGAAUGUACCUUUCCUCAGGUAUUGGUAGAAACUGGAAAGCAGUGCACUGGAGAAGAGAAGUUUGAGAAUGUACCUAUGUCUGUGUUUGACACCACCAUCACUGGGCAGAGUUACAGCAUCUAUAAUGCAGUCUAUGCUGUGGUGCAUGCUUUACAAGCCAUGCUUUCCCCCACAUUUAAACACAGAGCAAGAGAAGAAAUCUCCUUUAAUGAAAAUGGAGACUUGAACACUGGAUUUGACAUUAUCAACUGGGUCACCUUCCCAAACAAGAGCUUUGUUAAAGUCAAAGUUGGAAAGAUCAACCCAACAAAUUCUCUGGAAAAACUAGUUGUCAUUUCUACACAGGACAUCAUCUGGCCUGCAUUGUUUAACCAGGUUCAGCCUCUUUCUGUAUGCAGUGACAAUUGCUAUCCAGGAUACAGGAAGAUGAAAAUGGAAGGGAAGCCAUUUUGCUGUUAUGAUUGCCUUCCAUGUGCAAAAGGGAAAAUUUCAAACCAGAUGGAUGCAGUUGAUUGCUUCCGAUGUCCAGACGAUCAAUAUGCAAAUAAGAUUCAAACUCUUUGCAUUCUAAAAAAAAGAACCUUCUUGUCUUACAAUGAACCACUGGGAGUCAUCUUGACCACUGUUAGUAUUUUCUUUUCUGUCAUCACCAUUGUGGUGCUGGGAAUCUUCAUUAAAAAGCAGGACACCCCCAUUGUCAAAGCCAACAACAGGAACCUCACUUACACCCUUCUCAUUGCUCUUCUGCUCUCCUUCCUUUGCACUUUCCUUUUCAUUGGACAACCGGAUCACACUAAAUGUCUCAUGCGACAAACUGCUUUUGGUAUCAUUUUCUGCAUAGCCCUUUCUUGCAUUUUGGGUAAAACAACCAUAGUUGUACUUGCUUUCAUGGCCACAAAGCCAGGCUCCAAAAUGCAGAAAUGGGUGGGGAAAAGGAUGGCUAUCCCUAUUGUCCUUUCUUGUUCUUUGACUCAACUCAUGAUCUGUGUAGUGUGGUUGGCAAUUUCUCCCCCUUUUCCAGAAUCUGACAUGCACUCCAUCACUGGAGAAAUUGUCCUAGAAUGUAAUGAAGGUUCAACCACUAUGUUUUAUAUUGUCCUUAGUUUUCUGGGAUUCUUGACUGUUGUCAGCUUCUCAGUAGCCUUCCUAGCAAGGAAGUUACCUGACAGCUUUAAUGAAGCCAAAUUUAUUACCUUUAGCAUGUUGGUCUUUUGCAGUGUUUGGUUGUCUUUCAUUCCUACCUACCUGAGUACGAAGGGCAGAUAUAUGGUGGCUGUGGAGAUUUUCUCCAUUUUGGCUUCUGCAGCUGGAUUAGUAGGUUGCAUAUUUUCCCCCAAAUGCUACAUCAUUAUUUUGAGACCUGAUUUGAAUACAAAGGGGCAAUUAAUAAAGAAAUAA